Messenger RNA from Brugia malayi, 1908 nucleotides. RefSeq lists its product as uncharacterized. Bases 1 to 1908 code for a protein of 635 amino acids. NCBI's taxonomy places the organism in Eukaryota, Metazoa, Nematoda, Chromadorea, Rhabditida, Onchocercidae. The transcript is spliced from 12 exons. Gene Ontology annotation, molecular function: dTDP-glucose 4,6-dehydratase activity. The record is from RefSeq and is a predicted model, not a curated record.
AUGUCUAUCUAUACACCUCGCAACGUGUUAGUCACCGGAGGUUGCGGUUUUAUUGGUUCCAAUUUUGUGAAUUAUAUCUUUCGAACUUGGCCACAAACUAAUAUUGUCAACAUUGAUAAGUUGACCUUGAAUGCGGAUGUUUUCUACGUGAAUGAAGAAGUAAUCGAGUCAUCACGAUACAAGCUUAUCACAGCCGACAUACGUAACUGUGCAUUAGUUGAACGGAUCUUAAAUGAAAAUAAGAUUGAUACCGUGAUACACUUUGCAACGGACUGCACUUCAACACGAUGUUACGAUGAUCCUGUAGAAUCAAUUGAAAAUAAUGUGAUUGCAUUUAUCCAGUUUAUGAAGUGUAUUCAGUCCUACAAGAAAAUCGAGAGGUUUUUACAUAUCAGUACUGACGAGGUAUACGGUGAUUCUAACCUGGUAGCAGAUGAAAAAGGCAAAAUAGAGGACGCAGUUCUUUUGCCUGGAAAUCCUUAUGCGGCUACAAAGGCAGCUUGUGAAUCAUAUGCACAUAUUUGCUGCGACUUGUUUGCAAUGCCAAUCAUUAUAUUACGUAUCAACAAUAUCUAUGGACCUAAUCAGUGGGAUGUUAAGGUAAUUCCUCGUUUCAUUAAAUUAGCAAAAAAUAUGGAAAAAUUUACUGUGCAAGGUAGUGGCAAACAGUUACGUUCAUGGCUAUAUGUUGACGAUGCAGCUGAAGGUAUUCGAAAGGCCGUCGAAAGUGGAAAAAUUCAUGAAAUUUACAACAUCGGAACUUAUUUUGAAAUGAAUGUAAUUGAUCUUGCUCACGUUAUACAAGCGGAAGUAGACCGGCAACUUGGACGAAGUCUAACCCCUGUGGAAUUUGUUGGUAUACUGGAUCGGCCAUAUAACGAUUUACGUUAUCUGCUUGAUUACAGUAAAAUUAGUCUGGAUACUGGUUGGUCACCAAAAGUGUCAUUUGAAGAAGGCAUUAGUCGAGUUAUCGUUUCUGCAUUAAAUCUGCCUAAAAGGAGUCAGAAGAUGACCGUUGUUAUUUAUGGUGGCAAAGGUUGGAUUGGACAGCAGUGCUGUAAGAAAUUACUUGAGCGGAAGAUCCAUUUUACGCUGGCCAAGUGUCGAGUUGGAAAGAAUAGCGAUAAGGAGGUUUUGGAUGAGUUAAAUGGUAUUUCCUGUACACAUGUACUGUGUUGUACGGGAAGAACGCACGGUGGUAAAUUCAAAACAGUGGAAUAUCUAGAAGGAGGACCAAAUCAAACUUUCGAGAAUAUACGAGAUAAUUUGUACUCAACGGUGACUUUAGCGAGAAUAUGUCAAACAUUGGGUUUGCAUUUCACCUACGUCGGGACUGGAUAUAUAUUUGCAUAUGAUCAGGAGCAUCCGAUAGGCGGCAAAGGAUUUACUGAUGAUGAUUUGCCAACAUUUUUCGGAAAUUCAUAUUCAAUUGUGAAAGGUUUCACUGAUCGUAUGAUACAACAAUAUCACGGUGGAAUCAAGGAAUGCUUAAAUGCUCGAAUAACGUUACCUUUGAAUUUCUGUUUAGACGAAGAGAGAAAUCUGUUGACCAAAAUUUUGGGAUAUAAGCAAAUCUUCGACAUCCCAGUAUCGAUAACAAUACUUGAUGACUGCAUACCAGCACUAAUUGAUCUCAUGGAAAGACGUGUUGGUGGUAAUUUGAAUUUAGUCAAUCCCCAGCCGAUCAGUUUUUCUCAAAUACUGGAACUUUAUAAGGAGAUUGUUUGUUCGGACAUCCAUCACUAUGAGUUAUUAGAUGCAAAUGAUGACAAAUAUCGUGAACUUUGCACGACUAAAGGAAACUGUGCUUUGGAUACGUCCAAAUUGGAAAAGCUUUGUCCAAAAAUUCCGAACAGUUUCGACAGUCUACGGAAGGGUUUCAUGAAAAUCAGAGAUAACCUCAACUGA